AUGCAUCACGUUGAGGCAGUUUUGCACUUACGUUUCCAAAAUAGCAUGAUGGUUACCUGUUCUAAGGAUCGUUCAAUAGCAGUUUGGGGUAUGAUUUCUCCACGUGAAAUCAACCCUCGGGUGAUCGUACAAUUAAAGUUAUGGGAUAUUGAAAUAGGCGCUUGUCUAAGAGUUCUGGAAGGUCAUGAACAACUAGUUCGUUGUAUUCGAUUCGACUCGAAACGUAUUGUUUCUGGUGCUUAUGAUGGACGAAUCAAAGUUUGGGAUCUUCAAGCAGUAAUGAAUCCGCGUUCUCCACCAGAUAGUAUAUGCUUGUUAACAUUGGUGGAGCACACAGGUCGAGUUUUUCGUCUGCAGUUUGAUGAAUUUCAAAAUCUUCCCAUGAUGACACGGUACUUAUUUGGGAUUUCCUUGAGCCGCAGCCUAAAACUCAUGCAUUGGAAGGCACACUUCAGCAGACUUCAGGGCCUGCUGCUGUGCCAAGUGCUGAUAAUGCAGCACAAGUACCGAACGUUGGUGGAGUACCUCAGGUUGAUCAGCAGAAUUUAGAAGAUUCUGAAAACGAUGAUGAUGUAGAUGAUGUGAUACGACAGCGACAGGUGCCAAUGGAAGUUGUUGAACUUGCGGCCUUAAAUGAAAGGGAUAGGGAGAAUAACAGUCCGUUAGAACAUGAUGGAGAAUAUGAACAAAGGCGUCGUGACGCUGACGCUAGGAUUUAA
Molecule: messenger RNA, 719 nt
Organism: Brugia pahangi
Lineage: Eukaryota; Metazoa; Nematoda; Chromadorea; Rhabditida; Onchocercidae
Source: the annotation of a GenBank genome assembly